AUGCAACAUCGAAAACAAGCCGCAAUGGAAUCAGCUUUUACAGCGUUCGACAUGCAAAGUUCUUCAUCCUCUUCGCAGGAAGAAGAAAAUUCCGCCGAUAACAUUUCUGUUAGUAAUCACUCUCCACCGCACACUCCUCCACCGCACACCCCUACUUCGCCAAAUGCUGUUGUUAACAUGCCACGUUCACGAGCUCCGGCUUCACUUUGGAUUGAACCCACCACAGACAAACCAUUUUUUAAUGAACAUUUAAAUUUCUCUCCUUCACAACAAAGAUCAGCGUUUUCGAUAAUAUUCAGCAACGUUUAUAAACAGACCGUAGACCAACUUGUCAAUUAUGGGCUAAUGCCAAUUUCACCACAUCCCAUUACGGCAACGAUCGCUGAUGAUCUUGUUACGUCCCCCUACCCAACCACUUCUUCUUGCGCCCUGGACGAGAACACCUUCUUUCCGCCAAAUUCUGCGCAUGUGCCAGAUUGGACAUACGCGGCUGAUUACGUUGUACCUUCUCAAUCUCCGACAUCAUCUUCAUCAUCACAUGUUGUAACUUCACCAACUUCGACAGAUUAUAUGCCUUGGAUUACAUAUGAUAAUUCUCAAUUUAUUGAUCCCAUACAAAAUAUCACGAAUAUUCCAAAUAUUGUUCCAGAUGAAACCAAUUGUAAUUUAUUUACAGAUACAAAUAAUGAUGAUUGUGCCUUAUUUGAUAAUUUUGAUACGAAUCUUAAUUUUUCACUAUAA
This is a messenger RNA of Funneliformis mosseae, 741 nucleotides long. Lineage: Eukaryota; Fungi; Glomeromycota; Glomeromycetes; Glomerales; Glomeraceae. The record is from the annotation of a GenBank genome assembly.